AUGCAUUUCUCAGCUCUCCUCCCUCUCGUGGCGCUGCCCGCAGCAUUAGGCCAACUUAACCAGCUGGCCACGGCGAAAGGACUCAAAUAUUUCGGCUCUGCGACAGACAAUCCUGAACUUUCGGAUGCGCCGUAUCUGGCGAUCCUAUCUGAUGUGAAGGAAUUCGGACAGAUAACGCCUGGGAAUGCGCAGAAGUGGCAGUACACGGAACCAACUCAGGGAACAUUCAGCUGGACGCAGGCGGAUACGAUUGCCAACCUUUCGAGGACGAAUGGCCAGCUUUUGAGAUGCCAUACUCUUGUCUGGCACCAACAGCUUCCAAACUGGCUCACUUCUGGGACAUGGACGAAUGAGACGCUCAUUGCUGCCUUGAAGAAUCACAUCGCGAAUGAGGUCACACACUUCAAAGGACAGUGCUACGCAUGGGAUGUUGUUAACGAGGCGUUCAAUGAAGACGGUACAUAUCGAACCAGCAUUUUCUACAACACCAUUGGCGCUGAAUACAUCCCCAUCGCAUUCGCCACCGCUGCAGAAUAUGAUCCAGACGUGAAGCUCUACUACAACGACUACAACAUCGAAUCCGCAGGCAACAAAGCCACUGCCGCCCUGAACCUUGUGAAGAGUCUCAAAUCCCGCGGAAUCAAAAUUGACGGCGUCGGAAUGCAAGCCCAUUUCAUCGUCGGCUCCACACCCAGUCUCUCUGCCCAAACCGCCAAUCUGGGAUCUUUCACCGCACAAGGCGUCGAAGUCGCCUAUACCGAGCUCGAUAUCCGCUUCACUUCCCUCCCAUCAACUGCCAGCGGAGUCGCCCAACAAUCCACCGACUACGCCAACACCGUCUCCGCAUGUGUUGCGACGCCGAAUUGUGUCGGUAUCACUAUCUGGGACUUUACGGACAAGUACUCGUGGAUCCCGUCGACGUUCUCGGGACAGGGAGAUGCGCUGCUGUGGAAUGCGAAUCUGGUGAAGAAGCCGGCGUAUACGGCCGUGGUGAAUGUUUUGGGUGGGAGUGUGGGUUUGUCUACAAGUACUGUGACUGCGACGUCGACGUCGACUUCGAAAGCGUCUUCGACUUUGACUUCUACUUCGAGAGCUAUAACGACUUCGAGCGCGACGACAACGACGGGAACGACCACAUCUACUGCACCCACCAGCUCGGCGACUGUAGCGGCUGUUGGGAAGUGGGGACAGUGUGGUGGGUUGACUUACACUGGUUCGACAACUUGUGUCGCCGGUACUGUUUGUAAGUACCAGAACGACUACUACUCGCAGUGCUUGUAA
Messenger RNA from Cadophora gregata, 1281 nucleotides. RefSeq lists its product as uncharacterized. Gene Ontology annotation, cellular component: extracellular region. Gene Ontology annotation, biological process: carbohydrate metabolic process. The record is from RefSeq and is a predicted model, not a curated record. The transcript is spliced from 3 exons. Gene Ontology annotation, molecular function: hydrolase activity, hydrolyzing O-glycosyl compounds; cellulose binding. NCBI's taxonomy places the organism in Eukaryota, Fungi, Ascomycota, Leotiomycetes, Helotiales, Ploettnerulaceae. Bases 1 to 1281 code for a protein of 426 amino acids.